AUGGGCGGUGCCAUGCUCAACCCGAGGCAGUCGUUGCGCCUUCGACAGAUCGUGAUCAUAUGCGUCGGCCUAUUGGCCUUGUACCUAUUUCUGCCCAAGCCGGAAGCAAGCUUGGAUUCUUCGCGGACAUUGCUCGGCGAGUUGCCAGAGAAUUGGAAGAGCGCGUCCUCGUCGUCCAGCAAGGCAACGACGAGACUUUCGGAAGAGUUGCUCAAUAAUCGAUUUCUGACGGCCCAACAGUGCGCCAGCGCAUUUCCGGGGCUGACGCGAGAGAUUGAUGAUGCCGUGGCCAAGGGGCCGUUUGUACUCGAGAAGAGCGGACCGCUGGGACCAUUGAUUGCCCAGGUUAAGAAUGGAAAGCUCUUCAUCCUCCACGCCGCCUCCACGAGAGACCUCUCUCGGGACAUGAUCUUACACCGGACGGCGACCUUACACCAGAUUCACAGAGCACUCCUGACUGCGCCCUCUCCUCUCGAGAUCCCAGACACCAUCUUUGCCUUUAACCAUCACGACAACCCAACUGCCAGGACCUUUUCAUACUCCCGCCCGGCGGACCCGGCCCGCAACGGACCUUCGGCCCCGUACUUUCCCAUUCCGCACUUUGGGUUCUGGUCCUGGCCACUGCCCUUUAUCAAAUCCCUCCCGGACGCGGCAUCAGCCAUCGCGGCGCUCGAGUCGGGCCUCUCCUGGUCCGGCAAGGACCCGCGGGCCGUGUGGCGGGGGACACCACACUUCAACUCGCCCUCGACGGCGUCGGCACACACGCGGCAAGAUCUCGUCCUGACGGCCGGGCACCGGCCCUGGUCCGACGUGGAGGCGCUCGAGUGGACGGGCCCCAACGGCCGCAACGCCAGCAACGCCCUGCCCAUUGCCGACUUCUGCGGUUACCGCUACAUUGUGCACACGGAGGGGGUGACGUACUCGGGCCGCAUGCCCUUUCACCAGCUCUGCGCCAGCGUCGUCUUGACGCCCCCGCUGGGCUGGAUGCAGCACACGAGCCGCCUGAUCCGGCCCGUCUUUUCGUAUAAUCUGCCCGGGGAUGGUGUGCAGCGCACGCUGCGGCCCGGCCGCGAUCUCGGUGGCGGCGUCGUGGAAAAGGUUUCGCUGGCCCCGUACCCUUCCGCCUGGGUCGCGGCGGCCUGGGGGGGAGGGUACACGGUGGACGAGGCCAACAUGGUCUUUGUGGCGCCCGACUGGAGCGAUCUCGAGGCCGUCGUCGGCUGGCUGGAGAGGCACCCCGAUGUCGCCGAGGGUAUUGCCCGGCGUCAGCGCGAGACGUACCACGGGGCCGGAUUUUUGAGCCCGGCUGCCGAGACGUGCUACUGGCGCGCUGCAAUCCGGGGCUGGAGCUCCGUGGUGGACUAUCGUGAUUUGGAGGUUGAGAAUAUGGAGGCUGUGCCUUAUGAGGAAUUUGUGAUUACACAAAAUACGAAAUGA
Messenger RNA from Pestalotiopsis fici W106-1, 1437 nucleotides. RefSeq lists its product as uncharacterized. Bases 1 to 1437 code for a protein of 478 amino acids. Lineage: Eukaryota; Fungi; Ascomycota; Sordariomycetes; Amphisphaeriales; Sporocadaceae. The transcript is spliced from 2 exons. The record is from RefSeq and is a predicted model, not a curated record.